UAUAAAAUCUCGGCUGCGAAUCGUCGUGAGCUUCAGUCACGAGUCGCUAGUCUUCCACGGAACACGCAGCAGCACGGCACAGAGUCGAGAUAUAAUAAUAAUAUUACAAAAUCAUCGCUUCGUCUAAGAUGUCCAAGAGCAUGAAACUGUCGGCGCUGCUCGUCCUCUGCCUCGUCGCCGCGCUCGCCGAGGCCCGCAACGACCUGGUGAUCGGCGUGCGCCAGCCCAACGACUUUCUCAUUCAGCGCGAGCUCGUGCAGAAGGACGCGGACGUCUCGGCGCUGGGCAUCAGGACGAGCUACGAGCGCACCUUCACCGGCAACAACAUCUCCAACAUCACGAUGAUCCGUGCUCUGGACCAGCACGACAACGGCCACGGCGCCACGGCCCAGAUAGUCGGCGGCGGCGUCGGCUUCAAGUACGUCACCAUCAAGUUCAAGAGCGAGCUGUUCCGCGGCAUCGACUUCGUCGUCGAGAUCUACGGAAAGUAACGCGGAUGUCUUCAGUUUUUUUUCUAUAACGUAGCUCUCUAAAAUAUGUAUUGACUUUUGAUCUUUUUUUUAUGUAUAACGACGACGCGGAAGUUAUUGAUCUGAACAAAUAUUUGUGUACCAUGUGAUUUGAAUAAAUAUUCAAUUAUUUUUUAA
Messenger RNA from Trichogramma pretiosum, 647 nucleotides. RefSeq names its product probable salivary secreted peptide. NCBI's taxonomy places the organism in Eukaryota, Metazoa, Arthropoda, Insecta, Hymenoptera, Trichogrammatidae. The record is from RefSeq and is a predicted model, not a curated record. The transcript is spliced from 2 exons. The coding region runs from base 129 to 491 and encodes 120 amino acids.